This is a messenger RNA of Ornithodoros turicata, 537 nucleotides long. RefSeq names its product homeobox protein Nkx-3.2-like. The coding region runs from base 1 to 537 and encodes 178 amino acids. The transcript is spliced from 3 exons. Gene Ontology annotation, biological process: regulation of transcription by RNA polymerase II; cell differentiation. Gene Ontology annotation, molecular function: RNA polymerase II cis-regulatory region sequence-specific DNA binding; DNA-binding transcription factor activity, RNA polymerase II-specific. Gene Ontology annotation, cellular component: nucleus. The record is from RefSeq and is a predicted model, not a curated record. NCBI's taxonomy places the organism in Eukaryota, Metazoa, Arthropoda, Arachnida, Ixodida, Argasidae.
AUGGCGCAACAAGGUCUGUGCGACAGACAGCUCGAACUCGAAGAGGGUCCCAUCCCAUCCCGCUAUGGGUUUUCGUUUUGUCCACGAUACGCAAAUACCACGGAUGGUGGACGUCAACUGCCGACCGAGCAGCCAAAGGUCGCCCACAAGAAAAGGUCGCGAGCAGCAUUCUCACACGCCCAGGUGUAUGAGCUGGAACGGCGGUUCAGCCUUCAGCGGUACCUGUCCGGCCCAGAGAGGGCGGAUUUGGCACAGGCACUGAAGCUCACAGAAACUCAGGUGAAGAUCUGGUUCCAAAAUCGCCGAUACAAGACGAAACGACGCCAAAGUCAAGAAGACCGCGAUGUCGUCAACACCGUUGCGUGCAGGAAGGCAUCCGUGAAAGUCCUGGUACGAGACGACCAGGUCGUCUACACACCCCAGGAGAUAUUGCGUCCAACGGUACUCUUACCAUCAGUACCCUUACCGGGCCUGGACCCUCUCUACUCCUAUCAGCAUCACUUAAGAGCGUGUUCCUUCAUCGGCUGCACGACGUAA